AUGCUUUACACGAUAAAUAACCCUGAGCGACUGGAAGCCUAUUCUACUGGCUAUGACAUCAGAUCGGACGUAGAAGUAGCAAAUUUUGCGUUUCCAUACCCAGGAUUUACCUCUGCACCUUUAUUCGCCCAACUGGAUCUUGUCGUCCACGGGGACGCGCCUAUGGUUAACAAUCCACUCUAUAGCACUCGUACAAAGAAUUUCAUUCAUAACUGUCUCAUAAAGGAUCUGAAUAGUCGGCCAACAUUCGCGGAUUUGGCACAGACACCCUUCUACCUACACUACAGUUCUAAAGAAGAUUUGAAUGAGGUCGUCGGAGCAUAUGUGGCCGAAGUGCUGGACAAACUUGAGUCCAAUCCCAGUCCAUAG
Molecule: messenger RNA, 369 nt
Organism: Cylicostephanus goldi
Lineage: Eukaryota; Metazoa; Nematoda; Chromadorea; Rhabditida; Strongylidae
Source: the annotation of a GenBank genome assembly